Rotaria sp. Silwood1 is the source of this 954-nucleotide messenger RNA. The record is from the annotation of a GenBank genome assembly. Lineage: Eukaryota; Metazoa; Rotifera; Eurotatoria; Philodinida; Philodinidae.
AUGCUCAUCGAUAUAUCACCCAUUUAUAUAAUUCGUCUUAUUCUAACUUCAUCUAUAUUCAAGUUAGCAGAGCAAAAACUAAUUGGUUUUCCAACAAAUACCACUGCUACCGUUCAUCUUAAGUCAUUUAAAAGUUUUAUUUGUGACGAUACAAGUAUUAAUCGGUUUCCGAUUUCAUCGACAAUACCAUCAAAUGAUUCAUUUGAUACAUAUCGCAAAAUUGCUUUAGAAAAAUAUUGCGAUAUAGAUAUUGCAUUUGUUAUUUUUACAUCUUCUAAUUUUUUUCAUACACGAGCAACAGCAACACGUGAUACAUGGCUUUCACGUAUAACAAAUUAUUAUUUUCUUAGUGCAACCCCUUAUCUCUAUCUACCUGUCACUAUUGUUCCUGGUGCUGGUGAAGAUAAAUUAUCAAAUAUGAAAAAACUUUUUUAUGUUCUUCAAAUAAUUUAUCAACAACAAAUGAAUCUUUCUGUCGAUCAGCGACAAAAAUGGUUUUAUAUAGCUGGUUGUGAUACAUUUAUUCUUCCUCAUCAUUUAAUUAAACGUCUUGAUGGUUUGGAUUACAGAAAACCAACUCGUGUUGGUGGUCAUUGGGGAUGUUGUGAAUGCCCGGGGCCAAAGGGAGCAACAUUUAGAGCUGAGUUUCCAUCAAGUGGUGCCGGAUUCUUUUUUAGCAUAAGAUUACUUGAAAUAAUGCAACCACAUCUAACAAAUUAUAUUGAAAAUGUUUGGCCGCGUACAUCUGAAUUAUCGGAUGUGGCACUUGCUUGUCUUGCUACUCAAUUAGGUAUUCAACUAACAAAAAGAGUUGGAUUUUGGGCACAUCCACCAGAAUUUACAUUAGCAGAAAAUAAGCGUAGAAAAUUUCAUAAAGAGUCUGAACCAAAUGAUUUUCACUAUAUUCAACCUGAUGAAAUGUAUGCACUUGAUGAAUUCUAUGUUAAUCAACAU